GACCCAAGCUUUGAGUCACAAAAGAAGCAAGGAGGUUCAGUUUUAUGAGACAAUUCGACCAUUGAAGCUGAAAUAUAUUCCGUGUAGUUAUUCCCUUGAAAUUCCCAGCCGUAUUGAUUUCAAUUGGGCUAUGAGAAUAUUUAUUCGUCCCAAGAUUUUAUUCUAAUUACCUGGAUACCUAGGAUAGGUACCUGUCAUCUUAUAAUAACCUCAACUUAUACCCAACUUCUAACUUCAACCUACCCCUGCAAGCUAAGACGGGAUAAUACGAGAUACCGAACAGCUUCAAGUCGACUCUAAUAACUAUGGCAGAGCAGACGCAAAGCUUCGUAGAUAUCCGGCCGCUACUCCAGCGCUUAUGGCCUGACCCGGCUGCGCAGAACGUAACAGCCCACGAGAUUGCAGACGCCCUCGCCCUCAUUUUCACCAACCAGCUCAGUCCCGUUCAAACCGGCUCGCUGCUUACAGCUCUACACUUCACCGGCUGGGACCGUCGGGCCGAUGUCCUCGCCCAGGCUUCCGCUGCUAUGCGCCGGCACGCUGCCCAGAUCGACUCGGGUGCUCUGAACGAGGUUAUUGCAAAGCGGCGGAGGCCCGAAGGUAAAUAUAACGGCGGGUUGUGCGACAUCGUCGGCACGGGCGGCGACUCUCACAACACCUUCAAUAUCUCCACCACAUCUUCCAUCCUCGCCUCCUCUCUCCUCCUCCUCGCCAAGCACGGAAACCGCGCGUCGACGUCGAAAUCCGGCUCGGCGGACCUGCUCAUGAACAUGCAGCCGCAGCCGGCGCAGCUCGACCGCAUCAACCCCUCCACCAUCGCCGACGUGUACGCGCGCACCAACUACGCCUUCCUCUUCGCGCCCGUCUUCCACCCCGGCAUGAGGCACGUCGCCUCCGUGCGCAAGGAGCUCGGCUGGCGCACCAUCUUCAACCUCCUCGGCCCGCUGAGCAACCCCCUCGGCGACGCCAUCGAGGCCCGCAUGCUGGGCGUCGCCCGCGACGACCUGGGCCCCGUGUUCGCCGAGGCCCUGCGCCUCACCGGCGCCAGGAAGGGCCUCGUCGUCUGCGGCAAGGAGCAGCUGGACGAGGUGUCGUGCGCGGGGCCGACGCUCUGCUGGCAGCUCGUGGAGCACGGCACCGGGUCCGUCGACGUCGAGCACUUCACCCUGGAGCCGGCGGACUUCGGGCUGCGCGCGCACUCGCUGAGCGCGGUGUCGCCGGGCCGCGAGCCGCGCGAGAACGCCGCGAUCCUGCUGCGCCUGCUGCGCAACGAGCUGCCGCGCGACGACCCGAUCCUCGCGUUCGUGCUGAUCAACACGGCGGCCUUCCUGGUCGCCGCGGGCGUCUGCGAGGCGGACGAGAGCGCCAUGGGCCCUGGCGACGACGGAAAAGUCGUUGCGGAGCGCGGGCCCGGGGGCGGCCGCUGGAAGGAGGGCGUGCGCCGCGCGCGGUGGGCGAUAGAGAGCGGCGAGGCGUGGAGGCAGUGGAGCGCUUUUGCCGAGGUUACGAAUAGCUUACCUGCGUGAGAAGGUUCUACCGCGUCUGUCUAGAUAGUGUCUACCUAACCUAACCUAACCUAACCUAAUCUAUAGGUUGGCUAAUUAGUUAGUAGCAUAAUUAGGAGCUGGAGCUGGAGCUGGUGGCUAUUUUGGGAAGCUCGCACAUUCCUCGUUGUCUUUUUCUUUUUCCGUCUCGAGUUGUGUGUGAUACCAGAGAAGAAACAAGAUGAAAAUUAUAUAUAUAUUAGGUAUAUAUAUAGAGAGAGGGGGGGG
Messenger RNA from Daldinia caldariorum, 1772 nucleotides. Its product is annotated as glycosyl transferase. Bases 306 to 1526 code for a protein of 406 amino acids. Gene Ontology annotation, molecular function: anthranilate phosphoribosyltransferase activity. Gene Ontology annotation, biological process: L-tryptophan biosynthetic process. NCBI's taxonomy places the organism in Eukaryota, Fungi, Ascomycota, Sordariomycetes, Xylariales, Hypoxylaceae. The transcript has 2 exons. The record is from RefSeq and is a predicted model, not a curated record. Gene Ontology annotation, cellular component: cytosol.